AUGCCGUCCAAGCAGGGCCCGCGCCUUUACUGGCGACUUUCCAACUUGGAGCACCCGAAUGCGGACCUGGAAAAGACUGUAAAAGACCACUUACUUAAUCAUGCGAUUCAAGUGCUUCUUCCAUAUGACACUGUCGAUAAGGAAUUGCAAGAAGAACUGGACGUUCAGUUGGUUACAAUGCUUCCGCCUGACGAAGGAUACCAGGUGAUACGUGCCAGCCUUGCGGACAUCCUCGCGCAAGUCCUCAACACGGGGGUCAUUUUGCAGGAGGACACAACCUUGCAGGCCUUGUCUCUCGCUGACCGCCUGGAGAGCAACCACGCAGUCGCCAUCACCCCUGAUGGCAUGCUGCACCUGGCCACCAGCGGCGAGGUCCAUGCGCGGCUGGGGCUGACGGGGGUCCACAGCCCCAGCAACCCGGAUCGCUACAACAUCAGUUUGGAUUUGAGAUCCAAAUCUUUACAGCCUGGUCAGGAUCGUUACGCGCAGGUGCUGUCCAAAGUGCGGACGGUCUUUCCAGCCCAGGCGUUCAUUCUUCGACUGGAGGUGAAGGGAGAGCUGCAGGAAAUCGGCUUGCCCCCGGAGGCGCUCACACCCUCAUAUGGUACUGAGGCAUGGCUGCCCCUGGAGUCGACGGCACGAACCCAACCAGGCCUUAUGUUGCCGCCGCUGUCGCGGGACACGUUUGAGCAGCUAGGUCGUGAAGGCGACUGGCAGCUUCGGAGGGCCAUUACGGGCUUGCAUACCUGGCUGGGCGCCCUGGCAUGUGGACAAGGUCACACUUUAUGUAACGACUUGUUGCCUGAUGAGGUAAUGCCGCUACAGCUGGUUGACGAGCCGCUUCCCUCCAGGGAGGAACAGGAUCGGCGGCUGUUGGGCACCAUGGUGAGCCGCAUGUGGAAGGGGAUGAUUUCACAAAAGCAGGUCCUCGAUGUGAUGAAGGCGACUUCGGCUAUGGUGGUCGCUAAGCAGGUGCCCUGGGCUGCCGUACAUGUGUGGGGUUUCGCUGACACGCCCGUCGCGUGGCGUGGCUUGGAGCAUGGCACGGCAUGGGGCGGUGCGGGCGAGAGUAACUAUACUGUGGUCUUCCUCGGCAGCGGCGACUACUGCAUUUACAAGGCACUUGGCCCAGAGGACAUGAACUUCUCAUCGUAG
Molecule: messenger RNA, 1155 nt
Organism: Volvox carteri f. nagariensis
Lineage: Eukaryota; Viridiplantae; Chlorophyta; Chlorophyceae; Chlamydomonadales; Volvocaceae
Gene: mot31
Exons: 11
Coding region: 1-1155 (384 amino acids)
Biological process (GO): endonucleolytic cleavage in ITS1 to separate SSU-rRNA from 5.8S rRNA and LSU-rRNA from tricistronic rRNA transcript (SSU-rRNA, 5.8S rRNA, LSU-rRNA); tRNA 5'-leader removal; tRNA 3'-end processing
Cellular component (GO): multimeric ribonuclease P complex; ribonuclease MRP complex
Molecular function (GO): ribonuclease P activity; ribonuclease MRP activity
Source: RefSeq, a predicted model, not a curated record